AUGUUCAUUGCUCGCUCUCCGCGCGUCCAGCUUUUGUCCAAAUGCUGGUGCCAUCACUGGACUAGCUAUCGUCACCGUGUUUGUCGCUCUGCUCUUCUUCCUCAACCUAACGACGAACAGACCGGCUGGACGGGUAUCCUUGACAGCCUUCCGCCACAGCCAAUCUUCUUCGUUUGUCUUAUUGUCAAUGAUGCGGUGUAUCAACGUGUGCCGGGAACGGAGGUGUUGGAAGGAGAACCAGUGAGAAUCGGGGUGCUGAUUGUGCAGUUAUGGGGGUGUAUGAAAUACAUUGGAAUUCCUCUCGUUGGGUCUGUUGGUUUCAUGACAUAUUCUAUCGCGAGGGAGCAGGCCAGGGAUGUGGAGAGAGCAGGCCUAUGGAAACAGUGGUCGUCGCCAUUGACAACACUUGCCACCACCGCCACUUUAGCGACUCGAAUGAAUGCUGUUCGAGAGCUGACGUUCAAGGAUGGCAAACCUGGUGGAGCUAUCUUCGAGGAUGUUCUCGGAUGGAGUAAUGCUGAGUUUUCCCAACUCGGAACUGAUCCUUCGUACUAUGUCGGAGCGGUAGCGUCCUUUGAUACGUAUAGCCUCUUCAUCUAUGCAAAUGCUGACUGCAAUUGUUAUUCUUGUCUGUUGGUACCUUCAUCGCAAACUCCUGGAGCACCUCCGCAUCCAAGACGGGUUCUUUCGUGGGGUGGGACACUCGGUUUAGAGUUCGAGGGAGCCAAUAGGGCGGACGAUGUACAGAAAGGGUUGACUGGACAUAGCGGAUAUGAAAGUAUACGACAAGCGCUCAAGGCGUGA
Messenger RNA from Desarmillaria tabescens, 804 nucleotides. RefSeq lists its product as uncharacterized. Lineage: Eukaryota; Fungi; Basidiomycota; Agaricomycetes; Agaricales; Physalacriaceae. Bases 1 to 804 code for a protein of 267 amino acids. The transcript is spliced from 8 exons. The record is from RefSeq and is a predicted model, not a curated record.